CAAUCACCCAUCGUGGGUAGGAGCCACACGCAUCACAGGCUACAACAACAACAACAACAACAACAACAACAACAUCAUCUUGAUCAAUCAACGUCGUCGUCGUUCUCAUCGCCGCCACCGGCUCGCGACCACGAGGCAGCGGAGCGAGAGACGUCGUCUUCUGUCAGCAUGGUGUGGACGGGCGGCGACGUCUCGGAGGCGGCCGAGUCCUCCGAGCUGUUCGCGCGACGCAUCGCCCUCUUGAGACCGGUGCGGUGCGAGCCCACGAUCGACGAGGACCACGUGCGGUACGUGCAGACUCCUCGAGAGGCCGAGCUGACGGAACGCGUCUGCGUCCGAGACUGCGUGGUGGCGUUGGCCACUGCCAAGCUGCGGCGUCACCUGUGCGUCACCCUCAUCAAGGCCGCGGGACCUCGGCGAGCCCUCGUACUGGGCGAGCGCGUCGGCGAAGCAGACGACUUCCUCGGCUUCCUGCGGACACUCCUCCCGGUCGACGUGCGCGUCCUCGGGCGACCGACGUCCUGCUGGUCGCGGGCCAUGUUCGAAGGCGUGCGACUCGUGGAACCGGACGUCUUCUUGGAGUUCGUGUCCAGGGGCUUGCGGCCGUCCGGCGACAUGUUCGGGGUCCUGAUCCUGCUAGACUUUCAGCGCUACCUGGAGCCGGAACACCCGUACCGCAAGAUAGUCACCGCGAUUCAAGACUGUCGGGACGGAGAACGAGAAGGGUCGUCGCAGAGCAGGAUGCGGCUGCUCGCCAUCGCCAGCAAGCUGGACGUCUGCAAUCUCGAUUCUCUCGAGUCGGUGCUCAAAGUUCUGAGGACGCCCAUGAGGCUGACUUGUUGCCUCGGAACGGCAGGCAGGCCGCACUCGAAGGAAAUAGAAAUACAGGUGCGCAAGCUUCAUUUAGACCUCCGGAUCUUGAAGCCAGCUGGAACCGCUUCCUUCUUCGACGCCGACGAGGUCAACAAACUCGGCAAGACCCUGCGGGAGCACGGCUUCCUUGCUGCGCACCUGCAAGCCGAGAAGAUAGUCGCAGCCGCACCGAGACCCGUCCCGAGAGAUUUCGUGUCCCAAUGCAGAACUCGGCUCGCCGCUCUCAAGGCCACCGCUGUCCUGGAGUGCUGCCGCGGGAGGACUCUUGCCCUGGUGACGUCGACGCGGUUGCUGCGCGACCUAAAGGAGCACAUCCGGAGAGACGGUUCCGUGCCACUCGUCGAAAGCCAGGUGCCCGCCAACGUCUCUCCGGAGUCUUCGGUUGUCCUGGUGGCCACGACGGGAGACCUGCCGACGCUGUCGCGUCACAGCUGGGGAGCCGUCGUGCUGUGCGACCUGCCUUUCGGCGUCGCCUGCGACGCGCUGCUCAAGAGGGCCUCCAGCGUGGUGGCCCUCGCGGCGGACCACGAGUGGAGGGCCUGGAAGGAAACCCUGCAGCUGCACGAUGACUUGGAGCUUCUUCUGCAGCGUGUCAAUGAGUGAGCGCGCGUAUGGAAACGAGGAAAGCAGAUUGAGCCACCAGUGUCAGACUGGACAUAUAGCCGCAACACUGCUUCGUCAACGCAUGCUUCAAAUGAUACAAAUUACGGUCGAUGCAUCGACGUGAAUGGACGUGAAGGGUGAUCUCGUUUUUAAUAAAUACAAACGAGCGAAUCGACGAGUACAAAAAGAACUUAUAUAUUGAUAAUAAAAGAGAUUUACGAAAUAAAAUUGUCUCGUUCAAAUGCA
Messenger RNA from Dermacentor albipictus, 1722 nucleotides. RefSeq lists its product as uncharacterized. The record is from RefSeq and is a predicted model, not a curated record. Lineage: Eukaryota; Metazoa; Arthropoda; Arachnida; Ixodida; Ixodidae.